Messenger RNA from Peronospora matthiolae, 2460 nucleotides. The record is from the annotation of a GenBank genome assembly. Lineage: Eukaryota; Oomycota; Peronosporomycetes; Peronosporales; Peronosporaceae.
AUGUCGUCCAACAACACCUCGGCCAGUGUCUCCAUCGAUAAGUUCGAUGGGGACAACUACUCAACCUGGUGUCGCUACAUGCGCGGCGUGUUUCUGACGAAGUCAGUCUGGUACGUCGUGAACCGCGAAACGUCUCCAACCUUCACCGACACGCGAGCUUCCGACGAGUACGUCAAGGCGAGCAACAUCGCGUUCGGGUUGAUGUUGCUCCACAUGGACGCCGACCACCACCAUGUGGUCGACAACUGUGAAGAAGCAUGGACAGCGUGGUCGCGGUUGAAGAUGCUCUAUGGUGGGUCGCAGAAGGCGGGACGCAUCUACCUCAAGCGCCAGCUGUUCAGCAUCAAGAUGGCGGAAGGUGCCAACGUCUUGCACCAUUGCAACGAAGUCUUGAACAUCGGCGCCAAGCUCAGCAGCAUCGGUGCCAAGAUGGAAGACGAAGACAUUGCGAUCUGCUUGCUGCUCAGUCUCCCGAAGAGUUUCGAGAACGUGGUUCUGAACUUGGAGAUGAGCAAUGCAGAGCUGCGCACGCAAGAUGUGGUCAAGGUGCUGACUAACGAGCACAUCAAGCGACAAGGCGAGAAGAUGACAACGGCAACGACAACGUUGAAGACUGAAGAUGCGACAAAGGCAUUCAGUACCGAGCGCAAGCCCUACCAAUGCACAUACUGCGGCAAGGUGGGGCACACGGCAGAGCGUUGCUGGACGAAGCAAAAGGAUGAAAGUCGAGGAGCCCAACGCGGCGGCAAUGGUCGUGGACGCGGGGCAAACAAUGUCCAGUGGCGACAUUAUGAUGAAGGCAACAGCUACGAUCGAGUGGCGUUUGCAGUUUCGUUCGAAUGCGGAGUUUCGACGAACAAGAAUGGACCAGGAAUGUGGGCCGUUGACAGCGGGGCAACACAUCACAUCUGCCACGACAAGUUCAAGUUUGCAAGCUUGGUCGAAGGCAAUGAUGGCGAGAUCCUGGUGGCUGAUGGCAACAAGGCGGCCAUCAAAGGUGUGGGGACCAUCGUGGAAAAGGUGAUUCUGCCAAACGGGGAAGAGCGCGAGAUCGAGAUCAAGAACGCGCUCUAUGUGCCCAGCAUGAGCAAAAAUCUGCUCUCGGUGCCGCAGAUUAACAAGCACGGCAACUUCCAAGUGGUGUUUGACGGGGAUACGAUGUACGUCGCUCGCAAGGAUUCCAAUCAAGUGGUGGCAGCUGCGGAUCUUGUAGACGGACUCUACUGGCUUCGCACGACGCAGCGAUCGGCCAAUGCGACAUCACUCAGCAACGCUGUUGAUCUACAUGCGCGAAUGGGCCAUGCUCCAGUCGACGUGCUUCGCAGGAUGGUGACAAGCCACAUGAUCAAGGACGCCCACAUCCCUUCCAAGCCGAAUGGAUCAAGUGUGUGUCGAGGAUGCCAAGAAGGGAAGAUGGUCCAAAAACCAUUCCCGAGCAACCGUGACAAGCGCACCUACAACACCUUCGAGAUGCUCCACUUCGACAUCUGCGGACCCAUGGAAGAAAAAUCUCUGGGUGGCAGCAAGUAUCUGCUGCUGAUCGUGGAUGAAGCCAGCGGAUGCAUGAAGGGUUUUUGUCUGCAUUCCAAGUCAGAGAGCGAAGAGUGCAUCAAGAAGUACAUCACGAUGAUACAGACGCAGUUCAACAAGAAGGUCAAAUUUGUGCGACACGAUGGAGCCCGCGAGUUUGCGACGAACUCGCUUCAAGAUUUCUACGAAGUCGAAGGCAUCGAGCAACAAACCACGGUGCCAUACGCACAUCAAGCCAAUGGAACUGCUGAACGCGCGAUUCGAACUAUCGUCACCAUCGGUCGUAGCAUGCUCCAUCAUGCCAAGUUGGACAAGUGCUUCUGGGCUGAAGCGGCAAUGACGGCCGUCUAUGUGAAGAACCGUUUGCCGUCACCCAAGAUUCCACACAAGACACCGUUCGAGAUUGUCUACAAUUCUAAGCCAAGUGUCAAGCACAUGCGCGUUUUUGGGUGCCAAGCAUACAUCUUGACCCCGAAGGAGAAACGACUCAAGUGGGAUGCCAAGGCUCGUGCAGGUGUGUUCAUGGGAUACGAAGAAGUUUUAAAAGCGUAUCGAGUUUACGACAUCGAAGCGGGGCAGGUGAUGAUAAGUCGCGAUGUCAACUUCGAUGAGUCGGCCUUUGGAAUGUCGAUGCUGAUUUCCGAUGACGAUGUUGAUGGCCUGGACUUCGAAUCGAUCGAUCUUGAUGAUGAAGAACCGCGUCCAAGACACUUCAAACAAACAGGAAAGCGCAAGGCCCAACCCAGUCACGACAAUGACGACGCAAGCAUGCCCCGAGCAGUGCGCCAACGACCCGGAUUGGAAGAAUCAAGUGCGCCGGAUGACAUCUCUUCACGUCGAGCCAACGAAGAUGAAGAAAGGAAGUCGGAGGAACAACAUGACACACCGACUUCCUCCGCGUUUUGGCAUGCGAGUGCAAACGCCGUCUAA